GCAAUUUUCUGUAAAAAAAUCAAAACAAAUGUUUUUUCUUUUGUUUUUCUGUUGAUUGCGGCACGUGUUGAAAUACUUUAUUGAAUUUUUAAGAGAAAAAAGUGAAUAGAUAUGCGUAAUUUAAAAUUAAAAUAUAAUCAACAGUAUACCCAAGGUAUAGCUCAAGCUAAAUGCCUUUUAAUUAAUCCCAAUUCGGGUAAAUCCGAUGAUAAUCGUUUUGUGGUCACCGAUGACAAAUUGUUUUUAUACAAACCCGGUUCAACGGAGCCUCCCAAAGUAUUGGCAGAAGUUCCAGACAUUGUAGCAGCCGAAUAUUUAGCUUUAGAAAAUGAAAUAUGUUUGGCUACCUCAGUGGGUGAAGUUUUAUUAGUGAAUCCUGAUAAUUUGCAGGUUAAUGAGGGCACAUUCUGUGAUGUGGGUAUUGAAUGCAUGUCUUGGAGUCCCGAUCAAGAGGUGGUGGUUUUUGUUACCAAACAUCACAAUGUGGUGGUAAUGACUUGCACUUAUGAUCCUUUGGCGGAGCACAGUUUAUCAGACGAAAACGCUGAGGCUGAGGGAGAGUUUGUCAAUGUGGGCUGGGGCAAAAAGGAGACCCAAUUUCAUGGCUCCGAGGGUAAGCAGGCAGCCAAACAAAACCUAGAUGAUGGAACGAAAGUUAAUGUAGAGGAAUUACCCCAGGAUAUACAUGUAGAUUGGCGUGCUGAUGGUGCCUAUUUUGUAGUGUCUUAUGUUUCCUCCGCUAAGGGACGCACCUUUAAGGUUUUCGACAAAGAGGGAAAAUUACAGUAUGUAGCCGAAAAGCAACCUAAUCUAAGUCCUGCGGUAAGCUGGAGACCUUCUGGCAAUUGGAUUGCUUUGCCACAAAGAUUGCCCAAUAAAAGCUGUAUUGCUUUAUUCGAAAAGAAUGGCCUAAGACAUCGUGAAUUGGUUUUACCUUUUGAUUUACAAAAUGAACCUGUUGAGAGCAUAAAAUGGAGUUCGGAUUCAGAGAUACUCUGCCUUAAGACCCAGCAUAAACUAUAUUUGUAUACUAUAGGCAACUAUCAUUGGUAUUUGAAGCAGGUGUUGGAAUUUUCCAUAGAAAAUCAAAUCAAUUAUUUGAUAUGGGAUAAUCGUAUUGGCGAAGAGAAAACUUUGCAUUUGUUAUUUGAAAAUGGCAAAUAUUUGGUGUAUAAAUGGCACUGGUCUAUAGAUCGUUUUAAUCGUUCUGGUCUUGUGUGUGUAGUGGAUGGUAAACGUUUAUUAUUAACUGAUUUUAGUAAAGCUGUCAUACCGCCACCCAUGUGCAGCCAGGAAUUGUUGCUGGAGAAUGAAGCUUUCAUAGCAGCCAUUUGCUUGCAAGGUGUUCAGGAGGAUUUACAACUGUGCAUCUAUGAUUCUAAGCAUAAUAUACAUUUGUUUAAAGCUAAAGUAACAGCUCCUACUAAAUUUACUAAACUAGGUGUUUUAAAAUCUUUGGAAUCCCCUGAUUCACUACAACCUUUACAAUAUGCUAAUUUGCAGUGGUUUGAGAGUUUUGAGGACACUUAUCUAUUGGCCUAUAAUACGCGGGAUAAUGUUAGCGCUUUAAAAUUCUUUAGCUUGGAUUUAACACAAAACUGUUUUAAAGCAGUGUCCACGGUCAAUAUAGCCGGUACCGUUUAUACUCUAGCACCCUCGGGCCGGGAACAACCCUGUGAAUUGUUUUAUCAAUUAAUGGAUGACUGCCGUUUAAUGCAAUUGGUCUUUGAUGUGGAUAGCAAUCGCGAGACCAGUAGACGUUUACAUGCUGAAUUUGAAAAUUUAAUAGAACAAUUGGAAACCUUUAUAAGACCACUGGAGGCAGAAACCUUUACUAUUGCUUUAACCAUUAAUCAGGUUUUGUUUAUUAACACCCAGCGUUCUGCUCAAGAUGUUACCUCCUUUUGUAUGGCGGGUAAUUAUCUAACCUUUACCAAACUUGCUUCACUGCACUUUUUACGUUUAAGUGACUUGUGUUUGGUUAAUGAAAGACGUUUGGAAAGAGGUUCCAAAUUGAUAACCACGGUUUCCCAGUCGGCUAGAACUGUGUUACAAAUGCCUCGUGGUAAUUUGGAAGCUAUUUGUCCUAGAGUUUUAUCUUUAGAAUUGGUGGGAGCUUUAUUGGAGUCUCAGAAAUAUUGUUUGGCUUUUGAUAUGCUGCGCAAACAACGCAUUAAUUUGAACAUCUUGUGUGAUCACAAUAUGUGUGAUUUUGUUAAUCGUUUAGAUGUUUUCCUGCAGGAAAUACAAAAUCCCAAUUGGCUAAAUCUAUUUCUAAGUGAUUUGCAAAAUGAGGACUUUACCAAAACCAUGUACUCGAGCAAUUAUAAAGAAAACUCUCAAACCUAUCCGGAGGACUUUAAAAUUGAAAAUAAAGUUUUAUAUUUAUGUAAAGCUUUAUGUGCUCGUAUGGAACAAAGCAGUGAGAAACGUUAUCGUUUACCUAUACUAACAGCUUAUGUAAAAAUGGGUGAAUUGGAAAAGGCAUUAGAACUUAUAUGGCAAGAUAAGAGAAAUGAUAAUAACACAGAUGGUAGUGGUACAGCUGCUGCCGAAGAUGCUUUAAAAUAUCUCUUGUACUUGGUGGAUGUUAAUGAAUUGUACAAUGUUGCCUUGGGUACUUAUGAUUUUGGCCUAGUACUCUUUGUUGCUCAAAAGUCACAAAAAGAUCCCAAAGAAUAUUUAGCUUUUCUUAAUGAAUUGAAAUCGUAUGAAUUAAAUUAUCGUAAAUUUAAAAUUGAUGAACAUUUGAAACGUUUCGCAAAAGCUUUAAAACAUAUUGCCAAUUGUGGCAAGGAAAAGUUUGAUGAAGCUUUGGCUUUUAUUAAGAAACAUGAAUAUUAUGCUCAGGCUUUGAGAGCUUAUCGCGAGGAUGAGGAUUGUUAUCGGGAAAUUUGUUUGGCUUUUGCUGAUUAUUUGAGAGGCAAGGGUAAAUUUGAAAAUGCUAGUAUUUUAUAUGAGCGAGGCCUUAAUAUGCAGCAGGCUUUGUUGAGUGCUAAGCAUGUUUUAGAUUGGCAGAGGGUAUUAAUGCUGGCUAAGAAAAUUGAUCCAGAGUCGGUGGCCACGGUGGCAAACUCGCUCAUCUCACCACUGCAAGAACAAGGCAAACAUUUGGAAGCUUUUGAAUUGGCCAAAAAAUAUUCCAAUAAUUUCACUUCAGCUCUAGAAUGUCUAUUUGCGGGUAAAUUAUUCUUAACAGCAAUUUAUGAAAUCAAUGUAAAUGAAGACGGCGACCAAAAAGAGGAACUAUUACAAAACCUCCUAAUACCCAAACUAUUGGCAUAUCAUGAAAUACUUUCCAAUAAUUUAGCAGCCGAUCAAGCAGAAUUUAUUAAACAUAAAGCUCGCCUAUUGGAGGUUCGCAUCGAACGCUCUAAACAAGCACAAAAUUUAGUCGACGGCAAUGAUCAAAUAGAUAUAGAUGAAUGUGAUUUAUUGUCCGAUACCACCAGUUUAAGAUCAUCACGUUAUACCGCCAGCUCUAGGGGAACAGGCAAAACUUUCCGUUCCAGCAAAAAUCGCCGUAAGCAUGAACGCAAAUUGUUAAGUUUUAAGCCGGGCAAUCCUUUCGAAGAUAUCGCUUACAUUAGUGCUCUUUAUACACAAAUUACCAAAUGUUUUAAUCAACAGCAGCAUAUACACGACACCUGUAAAGCUUUAGUUUUAUGUAAUAAGGAAAAUGAAGCUACCGAUUUACAGCAACAAUUAAAAGUUUUAUUAAGAUUAAUGCAAGAUUCUUUGGAUGAUAUUUGGAUACCUGAAAUGCUGUCUGUUACGGCAGCUCAACAGUUUAUACAAGGACCCAACUUUGAUUAUACACAAUUACAAAAUGAACAACGUUAUGCAAUGUUGGAUCCCAUCAAACGUUUUAAACCUCAACUAAAUAUAAUCGAUUGGGAACAUGAGAUCUUGCAGUUAUAAGUUUGUUGUAAUAUGUUUUUUUUUAUAUUUUAUAAUUACUAUUUUUAAGCUUGGCUUAAUACAAAAAAACAAAUCAAUAAAAAUGUUAAAAUAAAAAUAAAUUAAAAUAACUUUAAA
Molecule: messenger RNA, 4038 nt
Organism: Lucilia cuprina (Australian sheep blowfly)
Lineage: Eukaryota; Metazoa; Arthropoda; Insecta; Diptera; Calliphoridae
Gene: Elp1
Product: putative elongator complex protein 1
Exons: 6
Coding region: 112-3921 (1269 amino acids)
Biological process (GO): tRNA wobble base 5-methoxycarbonylmethyl-2-thiouridinylation
Cellular component (GO): elongator holoenzyme complex; cytosol
Molecular function (GO): tRNA binding
Source: RefSeq, a predicted model, not a curated record